AAAAAAAGUAUUUGUCCAAAUACAUAAAGGCUUUAAGAACGGGAAAGAAGGACAGACCAGUGGAAUUGGUAUCGUAUCCCUGGGAAGACGGAGUUGUUCUUAGUAAUAGGAAGCGCCCCAUCAAACGAAAGGAGGAUGAACUGACAAAAGAGAUGGUUAUUGAGAAGCUUGACCAAGAAAUAGUUGGUAGUGUAGCUGGAAAUUCCCAGAGCAGUGAGUCAAAGUUGACGUUCUCCAAAGAAAGGAAAAUGAAAAGAAACAAGCGUUCUGCCAAUAGCAAAACAGUGAGCGGAAGCACCCCAAAGAUAGCACCACCUAAGAUGUCGGAUGUUUACGUACGGAAAGGCAAUGGGCGUUUUAAGCUUUCCAAAGACAAGAUAAGGAAGGAGAGACUACGGAAGUUCCUGUUAUUGAGAAAGAAAUAUAAGAGGGACGUUCAAAAACAGAUAUCACAAAGUAUAGAUGAAUUAGAAAAGGAACAGUUUCAGUUAUCGGUCAAUCAUUCUUCAUCUGUCGGUGACAGAAAGAUGGGUAGAAAGAAACUACUAGAAACCAAGUUAAGAAAGAGUAUUUCUCGUUUCCUUGAUGAUCAAGCUUCUUCAACUUUUCACAAAACUGAAAAUGAUGUGAAUAGUUGUGGAAUACAAGGAAAUGGAAAUGAGCAACUCAUACGAACCCAUUACAGUCGUUUACUAUGCAAAUUACUUCCUAAACCUUACUUGAAAUAAUUUCUAUUUAAAAGAAAGAUCUAAAGGCAAAU
Messenger RNA from Galdieria sulphuraria, 760 nucleotides. RefSeq lists its product as uncharacterized. NCBI's taxonomy places the organism in Eukaryota, Rhodophyta, Bangiophyceae, Galdieriales, Galdieriaceae. The transcript has a single exon. The coding region runs from base 153 to 728 and encodes 191 amino acids. The record is from RefSeq and is a predicted model, not a curated record.